Cololabis saira (Pacific saury) is the source of this 4335-nucleotide messenger RNA. RefSeq names its product zinc finger protein 644a (gene znf644a). Gene Ontology annotation, cellular component: nucleus. Gene Ontology annotation, molecular function: DNA-binding transcription factor activity, RNA polymerase II-specific; RNA polymerase II cis-regulatory region sequence-specific DNA binding. The record is from RefSeq and is a predicted model, not a curated record. Gene Ontology annotation, biological process: regulation of transcription by RNA polymerase II. The coding region runs from base 149 to 3589 and encodes 1146 amino acids. Lineage: Eukaryota; Metazoa; Chordata; Actinopteri; Beloniformes; Belonidae. The transcript is spliced from 6 exons.
CCCCUUACAAAAGAAAUGAUCCGUCCCACACCAGACCACCACGGAAAAUGGCGACUGUGAAAUAGAUGGAAGACGAAAGUAAGAAAUUAUUAAAUGCAGCGUUUAAAUUGUCUUCAGCCUCGAUCCACUGCGCUCCAAGGUCGUGGCAAUGGAAAUGUCAUGUCUGACCAGCGUUGAUGAAGACGACAAAGAUGCAGAUUCUAAAAUCAAUCCCCUCACACUCCUGCAGGAACCAAUGAGAAUGGCGCAAGAGUCAACAUCUUGCACUGAUUCUUUCGUGAAGGCCUCUUUAAAACAAAAUAGUGUCCUAGAUGUUCUGUCGAGCUCAGACAUGUUGUCUCCAGUUGGUCUGGCAAAUGGACCUUCUUUGCAUCAGGCUACACAAGCUCAUGAACUCAACAGUAUCUCCUCUGAGAAAGAGGAGGAGAAGAGCAUCACCCCGCUCAAGACUGUGCAGGAGCUAGAUACCGCUGGAAUCUGGGGGUUUGAUGUAGAAUCACCCGAAAACUCAUUGGAUAAUUUUGACAGUGCCAGCGACCUCAACUGGGACCCUCACAGAGAGUUUAUGCAAUUUCUCUGGGAGAACCAUAGUGACUCUCCUGGUGAAGAGCCUAAAGAGGAAGUUGGUCCUGGCAAAAGUCAAAGGACCAGGAAAAGGAAAAUGGACAUGGUUGUCAUGGUGGAUCCAUCAGAAAACCUAUGCCCUGAUCUGAGCUCUACGUCAUCUGAGGGAUCAUCUGACGCUGAAGCCCAAGUAGGGUCCAAUCCUGUCAGAAAGGGCAGAAACGCACCGAAGCUCCCCAAGCCAACGUCAUCGCCAACAGGGAACGCCUCAAAGUAUCCCAACGGAACUGCCAAGGCCAUUAAAGAAAUUCUUUAUAAAGCACCUGCAAGAAAUUCGCACGACAAUAGUGUAAGUCACGGGAUAUCACCGUUAAAGGGGAGGCUCACCAUAAAUUCUCACUCAGAGGUGAAGCCAGCGAGUUUCCCUUGUCCAAAAUGCAAUCUCUUAUUCAAGAAAGAGCAUCGCUUGAUUCGUCACAUGAAGUCUCAUGCGGACCUGCCUACUAUCUCUACGAAGCCUUUUACUUGUCGAGAAUGUGGGCAGUCAUUCAAACAAAGCCGUGAGCUUAUUGAUCACAUGUCAGUCCACCAGGAGAAGAAAACAAGGCUCUCAGAAGAAAUCAAAGUGAAGAAACCGAAUAAAAACGCGAAGUUUUUCUGCCCCCAGUGCCCAUUUGGAACAGACUGCCCAAAUACUUUUGUUCAACAUGCCAAAACGCAUGAAAAGGACAAGAGGAAGUUUAGAUGUGACAAAUGUAGCUUCAGGACUCUGAGUGAAAAUGAUCUUAGGAGACAUAACAUUAUGCAGCACACCGUUAUUACAGUAAAGAAGCAGAUCCAGAGUAAUGCGAAUGAAACCUUCCCCUGUAAUAUUUGUUCUUAUAAAGCUUUUGGCAAACAUGUUUUUGAGAAUCAUCUCAUGCGCCGACAUCAGCUGACGUUUGAGGAAUACAUGGCAGCAGAGCAGAGUGAAACAGACGGCCAACCUUCCCAGUUCAAGGUACCCACUUUUAAAGCUCCUGUUGAGCAUACAGAGUUUACAUCGAAAAUAUCAAUAAAAGAUCAAAUAUCCUCGAGAAGAGCUGGUUCCCCCAACGAGCCCAGUGACAUUUCAGAUUUGUUCAAAAAUAGCAAGUUUAAGAAAGGUCCCAAAUCCCAAUUACCGGAAUCAAAACUCGACAAAUCCAUUAACGUUCUCUUGUCUCGACAAAACCACGGGAAGAAGGCUUCAGAACAGAAAAGAGAAAGCAAUAAUUAUAGUCCUCAUGAUCAGGGUUCCAGGAGUGGCAAGGAUAACUAUGACGGGGUGCCAAAAAUGUUUUCCGUAAAGCUCGAAGACUCCAAAAAUGGCGGAGAGCUGUUUGCCAAUCAUUCGUCAUUCAGAAAGACACCGUCAAAGCGGAAGAUGUCCACCCCAUAUCGCAACACUUCUGAGCAAGACUCCUGCUUCAUCUUACCAAAACCUUUGCCAGGUCCCAAGAAGGUAAAUCUGGAAGAAGAAGUGUCAGACUGUGAUGAGAAAGACAUUUUCCAGGUUAACAACUCGGAUGGUAACAGCCUCCUUUGUGACGAUGGCAUCAAAAAAGAAAAAAAACACAUCUUUUACACCUAUAGUAGAAGAAUGUCUAUAAGGGGCGCUCUACAGGCAUCUAAACGGCUCUUUGAGAAAAUAAAGAAUGAGGAGCAAGAACAGAACGACCCUGAAAUCAAAGAAGAAUGCAUAGAAACAGAGGUGUUCCAGGAAACCUUUGAGUCCCACCAGAUCCCGCUGGGGGAGUCUCUCACGGACGACCUGUCCGAGUUGGAAUCAGGCCACAAGAACUGUCCAUACUGUCCUGCUGUGUUUGAGUCCGGUGUGGGACUGUCCAAUCACAUACGAGGACAUCUCCACAGGGUUGGACUAAGCUACAAUGCACGCCACGUUGUGCCUCCUGAGCAGGUGGCCUCUCAGGAUAGGAGGCCGCGCAUUCGACGGAAGAUUUCCGCUUUUCGGCGGCUGAGAAAAGCAUUACAGGCCGAGACGGAGACGGCGACGGAGACCGUGAAGGGCGUUCACUCUUGUCCGUUAUGUGGGGAUUCGUUCGAUAACAGAACCGGGCAGUCCAACCACAUACGAGGCCACCUGAAGAAGCUCGGUAAAAGCUGCCCCACCAAGAACAAAUCCCCGUUACUCUUACUCCGCGAGCUGAUGCGCGACAAGAGGGAGUGCCAGCGGGCCCUUCAGAUUCUGGGAAGAAGGAGGAACCAUUUCUACUAUAGUUCCUCAUCGAAGCUCACCACUGCGAAUCGCUUCGCCCCCUCUCAGACGGGAUUCCCAAAAAGUAAUUCUGUUCCGAGCAUCUACGGUGACGCCAAACCACUGAUGCCGACGUUCUCUUUAGCGGAGGUUCAUUCUGACAAGGGGCAGCUGGAGAGUAAGCCGGAUGUGAAGAACUCCCUCACAGGCAACAAUGCCUUGAUAGGUAUCCUGAAGAAGAGGAAGUGUCAGGAUGAGGCCCGAGUAAAAGGACCGUCUCAGGUGGCAAGAAAUGUUUUAACGAUUUCUGCAAACAGUGAGAAUAGUUCGGGAUCAAGAGUUGCAUCUUCACUGCCAAACUCAGGAUCUGAGAAGGGUGAAUUCAACAGGAAGGUGUGUAUCCACUGCAAUGCAACUUUCCACAGUGGAGUCAGCUUAUCCAAUCAUCUCCGAGCAUAUGCAAACAGAAAAAGGAUCGCCUUGCUGGAGGGAACCACAAUUGGCUGUAAAGCGGUUAGGCAACGCUCGAGGCCCGGUUCCAAGAAGAAGACACUGCCCUUACCCCAAACUCCAGAGGAAAUGUACAGACUUACCUGCAGGUUCUGUGACCUCGUCUUCCAGGGUCCCUUGUCAGUCCAGGAGGAUUGGAUCAAGCAUUUACAGAGACACAUCAUGAACACUGGUGUCCCUCACACUGGGUUAGGCAUGGUGGAGGUGGCCCCGCUGCCCACGGACCCCCCAUCCCUUCAGACUGAUCAAGACUUGCCAGUCACACAUGCUGCCUCAUGAAGCCAGCGGGGACCUUUUUAGAUUUCACUAGAUUGUAUCUGUAAUGUACAUUUGAUGUUCUUUCACGCUCUUUUUCUUUUUCUUUCCAUGAAAUACUCGCCAAAUGAACAAUACUGCUCAAUGUUUUAUAUUGUGCACGUUGGAACAUUUGGACAGUAGAGCGUUUUUAUUAUUUUGGAUACUGUUAUAUUUCUCUGUUUUUACAUGGUCCAUUUUUCUGGGGGGUACUCAACUCCCAAGUGGACGAAACUGUUUCCUUGUUUUAUGCAGUAAUGUAGUGUUGAAUCCAGUUCAAAUGAAGACAACCUAUACCUCAGAUUUUUCAUGGUUUGAGUCGGUUUUAGUCCAAAUUUGUGAGCACCUCUCUUCUGUAUCAUUAUUCACGUAGAAAAUACAGAAUCAUAUUUACUUUGUCCCGACGUGUUCCAACCAAUGGCCACAGUCCCUUUUAAGCCGGAGUUACAGAGAUGAAUAUUUCAAAUGAAAGUGCAAAAAAAGAGAGGAAAAAAACAAAAAGAAGUUUGCAACCUUUUAUGAAUAGAUCAUGUUUUAUAGUAUUUCAAUAACUGCAUUGUUUCUAAUACAUAAUUAAAAGCUGAGAGGAUGGGGUAAAAAAGAAAACAAAAAAACAAAGUCAUAACACGCACAGUUGAUCAUGCCCUUCCUACAUGUCACUUCUAUGUAAUGUUUAAAUAUACUGUUUUGAAAUAAAUUAAUUUUAAAUGUACUAUAUCACAUCGAUAAAA